Molecule: messenger RNA, 3662 nt
Organism: Rhopalosiphum padi (bird cherry-oat aphid)
Lineage: Eukaryota; Metazoa; Arthropoda; Insecta; Hemiptera; Aphididae
Product: tudor domain-containing protein 7-like
Exons: 25
Coding region: 422-3304 (960 amino acids)
Biological process (GO): spermatogenesis
Source: RefSeq, a predicted model, not a curated record
GUGGAGUGUGAAUGUAAUUCGUAAAACGUUGGGAGUUGGGAAUUUGGGAUGUUAUGUUUGUGAUGCCCUGUCAACACGUAUGCAAUAAUAUUUAUAUGAUGGUAUAAUAUAAAUAAUUAAGUAAUAAAUUUACAUUAUACUCUACAGUACUACACCAUGAUAUGAGUUAACAUUUUAAAGAGUUAUUAUAAUUAUACACCAUCGGAGUAAUUAUCACGCACGAGGCACGGGUCAUUUGUGCAUCCGCCAGUCGCCUAUUCGUGAUAUCAGUUAACAGUAUUAAGUGUACUACGACAGUAUUUCGAAUGCAGUAUUGCAUAUUGCAUUAGUGCAGUUCCCAGUCCCGGAAUUUCCCGCUGACAGUCUUCUAUACGUUGAGUGAUUCGAUUAUAAUUUAUAGCAGAAAUCCUGAAUCCAAAAAAUGGAGGAAUUGGAUUCAGUAAUACUCAACUUAAAAGCUUGUCUACUGUCUACCAAAGGCGGAGUACAAUUAAAUCAAAUAGAAAAUGAAUAUUUUAAAUUAAAUGGCGAACGAAUUCCAUUCAGGCAGUUAGGAUUUCCAUCAUUAGAAGCUUUAUUACAAUCAUCUGGAAAGUUUAAUAUUCAAAAUUAUGGAAGCAGUACUAUUGUACAAGCACUAGGUACUAGCAAAACACAACAUUUGACUGAUCUUAUCAAAAAACAGAAAUCAAAACCACCAAAAAAAAAACCAUUUAUAGGUCUUAAAUAUGCUCCAAGAAAAUUUGAUACUUCAAAUACCUGUAACAGACCUAAUAAUUAUUCUAGACAAGGAAGUAAUGGCUUGAAUAAUGGAUCAUCAAGAAACAACUAUCAAGGUUCUUCUAUUCCUAGUCACACCAACAGUCAUAAUAGAAUACAGUCAUCAUAUAGCAAUAACAGACAUAUUAGAUUCAAUACCAAUGAGUCAAAAACUAUUGAUCACAAUAGUUAUAGAAAGCCUCAGUUUUCUACAAGUAACUUUAAUAAUAGUACUAAAAACUAUAAUGGAAACCUUCAAUUAAAUUCUGAUGAAUUUUUGCCUGAAACUAAACCCCCCAGACUUAAUUUAAGUAAGUCAAGAUUGGUUGUUAUCCCUUUGAAUAAUCUAUCCAGUGAUAGUAAGAAAAAUGGUGUUAAAUCAAUUCCAAUUUCAAAUGAUUCAAAGUCAUUGAAUGAAAACGCCAAACCAGAACAAAUUCCACUUACUAGCAGUUGCAGUAGCUUAGAGUCAACAUACAGUUCUAGUUCUACUAGUUACAAACCUAUACAUACAUCACAUGACAAAUUCCAAAUUGGAGAUACAGUCAAUAUAAAUAACAAAGAUACAUUUCCGAAAAAUCAUAUUAACAUGCAGGAGAAUAAUACUGAAUUUAAGAAAUCAUCUAAGCAACCUAAAUCAAUUCCAAAGUUGUCAUCUUUACAAAACAUGCCGCCUAUGAAAAUAUCAACUGCUCAAAGUAGACUUGAAAAAUACCCUAAAAAAUGUGAAGAACAAAUCAAGGUUGAUGUAGAAAAUAAAUUGAAAACAGAUAAACUAUAUGCUGCAGCUACAGAUUUGAGAAUUGAAGUUGAAGAUCCUACACUUGAGGUGUUUGAAGAAGAUAAGGACUACAUUAAUGAAUUAGAAACAUAUUUAAAAAAUUUAAACUUAUCAGAACCAUAUUACGAGUAUAUGGUAAAAAAAGAAAAAUCUGGGAAAUUAAUUAAAUUAACACACAUUUGUACAAUUAAGGUAAAUGAAAAAAGUGUUGGUAGUUCUUUUCCAGUUGAUUGUAGCUCAGAUGAGUAUGCACAAAAAGUCGCUGCAAAACGGGCUCUAACUACCUUGAAAAAACAAUAUGGUGAAAGUGUUAUUUAUCCAAUUACCAAUGACAUCAAUACAAUGGCAUCUUGCGUUAAAACGCUUUUAAAACAAGGAUAUGAAACAACUGGUAUUAUGAGUGAUGUCUUAGAACGUUUAUAUAGGGAGGAAUUUCAUGAGAACUUGCCUGAUAAUUGGGAUCAGCUUCUGGGAGUUUUUAGUUACUUCAUAUUUGAUAAGCUAGCACCUAAUAAAGUCGUUAUUUACUUUAACGAAAACGAAAGUAAUCAACAAAAUGGUCAUGAGAAUACAAAUGAAGAUAUUGCAGAUGAACAAAGCUUUGUUCCAGGUACUCCUUUAUUAUUUGAAGACUACGUUGAAAAAUCUGUUCUCGUCUCUGCUAACUAUGGUUCAGCUAGUAUUUGGAUACGUUUGGUUGGACAGAGUGCAGAUGAAAACUUUAUUCAAAUGCAAGCAAAAUUCAAUGACACAAUGAACACAGAAAAAUUAAGUAUCCCUGAUCAAGUGUUGGAAGGUGAAUAUUAUGCUGUGCUAUAUAAUUCUUCUUGGCAUAGAGUGCAAAUAAUUUCUGCUACUAUUGAAGAUGGUACAGCUACAUGUUUUAUGAUAGACACAGGCGAGCAAUUGAACAUUGCCAAAGAUCAGAUUUGUAAUCUAGAACCAAUAUUUAUGAAACCUAAAACACAGGCAAUUGAAUGUACUUUAACCCGACUGGAUAAUUUUGGUUCAUUUGAUGGUUUAAAAGAGUUAUUGGAUGAAAUGAUUUUGAAUAAAACAUUCUUCCUUGUACCUGACUCAAUUGAAAAUUAUCCAAGAAUUACUUUGUAUGAAAAAGGAGGAAUAAAUGUAAAUGAUAUGAUCAUUCAAAGAUUUUUAGAAAAAACUUCUACUAAGCUACCAUUAUUUGAGGAUCAAGCAAUUGUGGAUGGAAAUGUAUCGUCAAUUGUUGAGUCUGGCCAUUUAUAUUUACAAUUAAACAUUGACAUUGUUACAUCACUUGAAGAAAUAUUGUCAAGUAUUGUCGAAUUCUUAGAUCCAGAAUAUUUUUUGAAAAGCAAAGAAGAUAUCUUAAAAGAUAAAGUUUAUAUAACUAAAUAUGAAGCUGAUGACAUAUGGAGUCGAGUUAAAGUUUUUGAUAUAAUCAAUGACUCUGAAGCCAAGAUAAUGUAUAUAGACUACGGUAAUAUGGCACAAUGUGAAAUUACUAAAUUAGCUGAUUUGGAAAUGUAUGAUCCAUUGUUGACUAAAAUUGCUCCUCAGGCGAUAAAAGUUUCAAUGAACUUUUUACCUCCAAAUACUAUGACUCCAGAUAUUGCCAAUAAGAUAUUUACAAUUAUUGGUAAUAAUACAGUUUUAGUAAAUACAGUUAAUGCACCUAACGAUGAUGUGCCAUGCGUUCAACUUUACAAAACCGAACCGGAUUCUCCUAAUAUACCAUACUGCAUUAACAUACCACUAUUCCAAAGCUUAAAGAAACAAUAAAUUACCACUUAAAGGACAUUUGAUGAAUUGUUAUUAUUAAAAUCUAAAUGUAUUGUUAGUUUGAUCUGAUGUUGUUACAUUAGUUUUAUACAAGUGUUAUUCUAAGAAAAUACUCAUCAUUUUUUAUUAUUUUUAUUAUUAUAAUUAUUAUUUAAAAUUUAAAAUUAUGUUCAUACAUGUUAAGAGACAUUUAAAGAAUUUAAAACAAAAUGUAAUAUUUGUUUCAUUUGUAUGUGCACUUAAUAUUUAUUUAUAUCAGUUGCAUGUACUAAAUGGUUUUCAAUUAUGCAACAUUUUAACCAUAUAAAAAUAAUUUGUAUUAUGUGAAAAACAUUAUAACUUUGAAUUCAAUUUUUUA